Molecule: messenger RNA, 854 nt
Organism: Pogonomyrmex barbatus (red harvester ant)
Lineage: Eukaryota; Metazoa; Arthropoda; Insecta; Hymenoptera; Formicidae
Product: histone H3
Cellular component (GO): nucleosome
Molecular function (GO): protein heterodimerization activity; structural constituent of chromatin; DNA binding
Source: RefSeq, a predicted model, not a curated record
UCGUCAAACGUUAGUAUUUGUAUUUGUAUAACGUUUGUAUUUGGGCCUUAAUGUAACAUCCCCAAUAUAUCCCUCCUCCUUUUCCUCCAUACAUUAUAUUAUACCCACACACGACAUAUAUAGUCUAUUUUGUAGCUGAAUCAGUCAUAUUUAAAAUGAAAUAGAUAUAUAUUUGAGGUUUAACGUAAAAGCGAGAAGGUUAUAACGUAGUCCAGUGCAGGAACAGCUGUAUAACGAUUCUUCCAUUACACGUGCGUUCUCCCCACCAUUGCUCCAAGGACCAAUCACAGCACGACGACCACAAGCAGAUGCUAUAAGAGAUUUGUACAGUUAUGGCGCAGCGUCACUCUUGACACGCAGGCAGUAGGGGACUGUUCGUUUGCUUGUAAAACCAACGAGAAACACAUAAUGGCACGUACCAAGCAGACCGCUCGUAAAUCGACCGGAGGUAAAGCGCCUCGAAAGCAAUUGGCUACUAAAGCCGCUCGUAAGAGCGCGCCCGCUACCGGAGGUGUAAAGAAGCCGCAUCGUUACAGACCGGGCACCGUUGCCCUGCGUGAAAUUCGUCGUUACCAGAAGAGCACGGAGCUUUUGAUCCGUAAAUUGCCGUUCCAGCGGCUUGUACGUGAAAUCGCUCAGGACUUCAAAACUGACCUCCGGUUCCAGAGUUCCGCGGUUAUGGCGCUUCAAGAGGCUAGCGAAGCUUACUUGGUAGGGUUGUUCGAGGAUACCAAUCUUUGCGCUAUUCAUGCCAAAAGAGUUACCAUUAUGCCAAAGGACAUCCAAUUGGCACGUCGUAUCCGGGGCGAACGAGCGUAAAUGCUAAAACGAAAAGUUAAAACGGUCCUUUUUAG